AUGAAGCUCAUCUAUUUAGUAUUUUUAAUUGCUCUUCCAGCUAUAAUUUCUACUGUCAGUCGAGGUGGAAUAGCAAAAGCACAAGAAGAUGAUGUUGAUGAUGAAAUGGUUGAUGUAGAAGGAGAGGAAACUGCAGUUGUUGGUGAGGAUGCACCUGAGGAAGAAGAGGCACAAGAUAAACCUACAGGAUCUCCUGAUGCAGAUACUACAAUAUUGUUCACAAAACCUGCUCAAGUACCUGGAACCAUAAUGGAGUUGCCAGGAGGUGUUCUAGUGGAAUUCCUUGUUGGUUUCAAAAACAAGGGUUCACAAGAUUUUGUCUUAGAAACACUUGAUGCCUCUUUCAGGUAUCCAAUGGAUUUCAAUUUCUACAUUCAAAAUUUCUCCACUCUUGCAUAUGAGCGUAAUGUGUCACCUAAUCAAGAAGCAACUCUUUUUUACUCUUUUAUGCCAGCAGAAGCCUUUGCUGGAAGGCCUUUUGGAUUGAGUGUCAAUCUGAGAUACAGAGACCUGAAUGGAAACCAGUUCUAUGAAGGAGUGUAUAAUGAGACUGUCAACAUCAUUGAACUCGACGAAGGCCUUGAUGGAGAGACUUUCUUCUUGUAUGUGUUCCUUGGCGCCUUGGUUGUGCUAAUGUUAGUCGUCGGUCAGCAGUUCCUCUACUCCGUUGGUAAGAAAAGGGGAACUAGCACGAGCUCUGCUAGCAAAAAACAUAUCGAAAUGGGUACAUCAAGCCACAACGAUGUCGACUACAACUGGCUCCCCUCAGAAAUUUACAACGAAUAUGUUCUUGACCCAAAGUCAUCGAGAGUAAGCAAGUCGCCCAAAGCCAGCCCCCGGCAGAGAAAAGCAAAAAGAGCAGUAGGCGAUGAUUGA
Molecule: messenger RNA, 876 nt
Organism: Nezara viridula (southern green stink bug)
Lineage: Eukaryota; Metazoa; Arthropoda; Insecta; Hemiptera; Pentatomidae
Source: the annotation of a GenBank genome assembly